AUGGACCAAAGCAUAUCAGAUAUAGUUACGGUUUCUACUUUGUUGGGAUAUGUCAAAAUCAAGUGUUCGCAAUCUACGUCUGUGGAUGAAAUAACAAAGAUAGCUAUUAAAAAGGUAUCGAUUUCAAAUAGCUUGUUAAUGUUUGGUCUGGAACUUCGUGAAUCGCUUUCAAGUAUUGGGGAUCGUCUUUUCCUCUGUCCUUAUUUAACCUGGUCUGAAAUUGCUGGACUUGUUAAUGAACAAAGUAUUCUCUUAUCAAUUAGAUUGUUCUUAACAAACUUUGAGGAUUAUAUGCGGAAAGAUCGUUCUACUUUGCACUACCUACAUGACCAAGUUAAUCGGUUUUAUAAGUCAGUAUGGGAAGAUUGUAAAGACAGCCAAUCCUGCUUUGAAAUUGGUUGUCUUGACAUUAAAUUGUCGUUUGAUUGUGAAAUAACUGAGGAGUUAUUGGAUCAACUUGAUAAAUCUAGAGGGUUUUCAACGUUCUUCCCCUCUCACGUUCUGCAUCGGCAAAAGGCAAAGUAUUUGAGACGAGAUAUUCUUAACUACGCUUUAAACCUUCAUUACUAUUCAAAAGAAGAUUGCAUGCUUGAACAUCUGAACCGCCUGCUAAUGCUCACGCAGUUUGAUAGUGAUUCCUACGCAUGUUAUCUCGGCUUAAUUAUCUUAAUGUUUUUAGACGCACAUUCAUUAAUUUGUGAAUGA
Echinococcus granulosus is the source of this 705-nucleotide messenger RNA. Its product is annotated as Focal adhesion kinase. The transcript has 6 exons. NCBI's taxonomy places the organism in Eukaryota, Metazoa, Platyhelminthes, Cestoda, Cyclophyllidea, Taeniidae. The record is from RefSeq and is a predicted model, not a curated record. Bases 1 to 705 code for a protein of 234 amino acids. Gene Ontology annotation, cellular component: cytoskeleton.